Marasmius oreades (fairy-ring Marasmius) is the source of this 2355-nucleotide messenger RNA. RefSeq lists its product as uncharacterized. Gene Ontology annotation, molecular function: protein kinase activity; ATP binding. NCBI's taxonomy places the organism in Eukaryota, Fungi, Basidiomycota, Agaricomycetes, Agaricales, Marasmiaceae. The transcript has 4 exons. Gene Ontology annotation, biological process: protein phosphorylation. Bases 1 to 2355 code for a protein of 784 amino acids. The record is from RefSeq and is a predicted model, not a curated record.
AUGUCCACACCUUAUAGAAACUCGGCAUCCGCUCGUGUUCCUUGCACCUCCUUGCAUUACGAGCAUGAUGAUCGCUACUGGCUAGCCCAACACGAAAACUCCGGAAAGUACAUGAAACUAAGCCCCGAUAAAUUUCUGGAAACUUUCCUGCCCGUACCCAAAGGUAUCAUGGAGUUUAAAGAGCUCACGAUAUCAGACGAUGCGUUGGAAAAGAUGUCAACAUGCGGAGCUGAAAUAGACAUGUACCCAACCCUCGUGGCCGCUUUUGAUGCGUACUCCCUUGGAUUGGAGUUUUGGCAGACUUAUAAGCAUCCUGCACACGUCCCGUAUGGGAAACAAGAUGUGGAGAUCAAACCCGACAUUUCAGUUUAUCGCCGCCGCGUUGGUCAGAUACCAACCAUUCCAGAAGCUGCUUCUGAGAAGCCGACCAGUUUAGAGGCGGCCUGUUCUCAGCAGCAAACCAAAGAAGCUCCUUCUGUACCAGCUCCUUUAGAGCAGCAAACCGAAGAAGCUCCUCCUGUACCAGCUCCUUUAGAGGAGGCCUGUACAGGUUCUCAGCAGCAAACCAAAAACGCUGUAAAACCUCCGAAAAUAGCGCGAGUCAACCUUGAAGAAGUCGAAAUCAUGAUUGAGGUCAAGGUCCGACCCGCAGACGACGCCUUCUCAGACCGUACGAGUACAUUCGAAGCGAGUUCAAUUCAAGGGCGAGGCACACGCGGACAGAUUACGAUGUACGCGACUGCACAACUCGCUCUACAACAACGUACCCAUUGCUUCUCCGUCCUGGUGAUAGGUACCUUCGCUCGACUUAUUCGCUGGGAUAGAUCGGGUGCUAUUGUCACCGAACGAUUCGACUAUACACGGUCUUAUUGGUUGCAUAAAUUCCUCCACCUAUACCAGUACGCAACUCCGAAAGUUCGUGGCAUCGACACUUCCGUGUACAGUCUCGGUGAUUGUGACGACGCACUCAUUCGGGCUUCGGAACAGCUGGCGCGAGACCGGCUUAACCUCCCCCACGAGCCGCUAUACGUCUUCGAAAUCUAUGACGAUACCACACGCAAUGUGAGACGGGUUAUUGGGUCCAAACCUUUUGUCAGGAACACCAGCUCUCUCACUGGGCGAUGCACUCGCUGUUACAAAGUGUACGAUCCCAAAGAUGAAGGGGUUCGAAUCUUGAAGGAUACGUGGAGGAUCUCUGCACUAGGUGUCUUGGGGGAGGCCGUUGCAUACUCCAAGUUAAAGGCAGCUGGAGUACGCAACAUCUUGACGCUCGUCACUUCCGGGGACGUCCGUUACAGAGGAUCUGAAGACUUUCAGGCCACACAGUCUCACUAUUAUCAUCACACUGAUUCUGAAAGUCCACUCAACCAGUUGAGAGGUCACUACCAUUGUCGUCUGCUCUUUAUGGAGUGUGGGGAGGACCUCCUCAAGUGCAAAACUGUUGGGAUAAUGAUAUCUGUGAUCCGCGACGCUCUAAUUGCUCACAAGGAUGCGUACGAAAAGGCUCGCAUUAUACAUCGUGACAUCAGUCCCGGGAACAUCAUCAUGUUGGAUGGCAAGGGGUUUCUCAUUGAUUGGGACGUAGCUAAGUUCGUCAGUGAUACAACCGCUCGUCAAAACGAGAGGACGGGUACAUGGCAAUUCAUAUCGGCAAGGCUGCUUAUGGCGACAGAUCCGACACUACAUGUGCUUGCGGACGAUCUCGAAUCCUUCUUUCACGUUCUCUCAUGGCAGAUCUUGAGGUACACCAAACACUUUCUGGGUACGGGGAAGUUGAUUCGUCACUUGAGAAAAGUGUACGAGGAAGUCGAGGAAGUCGAUGAAGAUGAAGUCAAUUCAGGUUCCCAUGUUCGUCCAAACGGUGGAGAAUCCAAGUGUCAGGCGUUGAGUAACCAAUUUAUGAAGUCUCUGCAGGUUCCCAACAAGUUCCUUCAUACUCUUUUGGUUGACCUGGAGGAGGUACUGCGAAUUCGCUAUGUAGAGGAACCAGAGAAGAAAGAACAGGAGGAGGUGGACCAGAUCGAACUGCAGUUUUUUCAUGCAUGGAUGGAUCGGUCGGAAAACUUGCGAGAAUUACGAGCCGCGUUUACUGUGGCUAGCAAUAUGCGGGACACCUGGUUGCACCACAACAAGCUCGUCAACUCCUUGAAAGACCAUAACUAUGUUCUAGCCUGCUUCAAUCACGCGAGCGAUGCGAAGGAUAAAAUGCCAGAAAACCUCAAGUUGAAGCAGGCAGCGCAACUCUACGUCGAGCCCCCUUCCAUUAGGAAGAGGAAAGUUGAUGGCUGUUCUAAUAGUAUGGAUGUCUUUACACACUGGAACAAGAAGGCGAAGUUGGAACCUGAUGAGUUCUGA